Messenger RNA from Camelina sativa (false flax), 999 nucleotides. The record is from RefSeq and is a predicted model, not a curated record. Lineage: Eukaryota; Viridiplantae; Streptophyta; Magnoliopsida; Brassicales; Brassicaceae.
CCUCUACAGGAUUUGAAGAAGAAACCAAAGUAUCUCGUAACUUUUACAGUUGGGUUUGAGCAGAGGAACAAUAUAAAUGCAGCUGUUAAGAAGUUUUCUGAAGAUUUCCAAAUCCUGCUGUUCCAUUAUGACGGCCGGACAACUGAAUGGGACCAGUUUGAGUGGUCAAAAAAAGCGAUACAUAUCAGUGCAAAAAAACAAACAAAAUGGUGGUAUGCAAAGAGAUUUUUGCAUCCUGAUGUUGUUUCAGCUUAUGAGUAUAUAUUAAUAUGGGAUGAAGAUCUUGGGGUCGAGCACUUCAAUGCAGAUAGGUACAUUGAGUUAGUUAAGAAGCAUGGUUUGGAGAUUUCUCAACCAGGGUUAGAGCCAAACAACGGACUUACAUGGGAAAUGACAAAGAGGAGAGGUGACCGAGAUGUCCACAAAGAAACAAAAGAAAAACCAGGAUGGUGCAGCCGCAAACAUUUACCUCCAUGUGCUGCGUUUGUUGAGAUUAUGGCACCCGUAUUUUCUAGAGAAGCAUGGCGAUGUGUAUGGCAUAUGAUUCAGAAUGAUCUUGUUCAUGGAUGGGGUCUUGAUUUUGCUCUGAGACGAUGCGUUGAGCCUGCUCAUGAGAAGAUAGGUGUGGUAGAUUCACAAUGGAUUAUCCAUCAAGUGAUUCCUUCCCUUGGUAGUCAGGGUGAGUCGGAAAAGGGGAAAUCUCCAUGGCAAGGGGUGAGAGAGAGAUGCAGAAACGAAUGGACGAUGUUCCAGGACCGCGUAGCAGAAGCAGAUAAAGCGUAUAUGGAACAACACAAAGUAAGAGAAUAAUUGGAGCCUCUACUUACUCUGUGUCUGUAAAUGAAGCUUUCGUUUCCAUGACAAGUGAGUUUGAGGAGAGAGUUCUCUUAGUUUUAAACCUCUCAGAUAUAUAUAGCUUUUAUAAUAUUGUCUUGUUCAAUGAUCAUGAAACUAGUAAUGAUAUUUCUUGGUUAGAUGCAAAUAUAUCUUUUGAGGACA